AGUCCAUGUAAGACCAGUCAUUUGUCUCCAUUUUUAUUUCUGCUCUCUCAAAACCUCCAUUUUUCUUUUCUCCAAAAGCUUUAAAAAACAUCAAAUGGAGGACGAAGAAGAAUUCUCCAUAAAUCAAGAAGAAGAAACACAACAAAUAUUAAAAGUUCUUGAAGCACUAAAACAAGCUUCACAACAACUACAAACCAACCCAGAAUCCAACUCAUCUGAUUCAUCAGAUUCAUCCGCCAUUAAAGCUUUACUCGAGCUUGACACAGAGUUCGGGUCGGACUCACUCCUUUCAUCCGACCCGAACCUCUUAAACCUCUCUCACCAUAUCUCCGAUCUCAAAACCCUAAUAUCAUCCCUCCAAAAAUCCAAACACAACAAACAUGGUAGGAUCAAAUCUUUCCUCACUCGCCGAGUCAAAACUCAUGAAAUUACUCGAGUUGCAGAGUCAAUCGAGACAGAAAUCCAAGCCUGGAUUGACAGAGAAUCGAUCAUGAAUCUGACCAUGCAACUCCAGCAAAUACGUUUGCUAGAAUCAAGUUCGUCGUCAUAUGAAGAAGAAGAAGAAGUUAUUGAGAAACUAGGUUUCUUGCAUGAUAGACUAAGUCAAGGUUUUAACAUAAACCUUCAGGAUUUAUUGUUAAGAUCGAAAAUAUUUUCCGAGCUGGAAUAUUUGUUAUGUAACUGUAAUGUGUCCCUAAAAGUGCGUGAAAAAGCAGGGUAUGCUUUAAAAGAAGUUGUACUUUUCAAUAAAGAUGUUUUUGUAGGGCAAGUUUUAAUGGGUGAAACUAUAAAAGCUUUAGUUUCAAUGGAUUCUUUGUGUUCAUUGGAAGUUUUAACUUCACUUAUAAAAGCAAUUAGAAGUCCUCUCGUUGAUGUAAUCGAAUCUCUUAAUGGGAUUUCGAAGGUAAUUUCGUAUUUGGAUUCGGAGGAUUUUGUUAUUAGAGUAAUGGCAAUGGAUUGUGUUCUUGAAAUCGGGUAUUUUGGGAGAAAAGAAGCUGUAGAAGCCAUGUUGAAUUGUGGGCUGAUUAAGAAAUUAGUGGAAUUACAGAGGUCGGAAGUAGGUGGUGAUUUGAUUGAUUUAGAAAAAGCUCAUCAGAAAAUUGAAGAAGAAAAUCAAGAACAAGGUGUGAAGAAGAAAAGGGGUUACAGAGAAAAGAGAUAUUUGGAGAGGCAUCCAUUUGCUAGCUGUGUAGCGAGAUUUGCAGUGCAAUUACAAGUAGGAGAAGGAUUAAGGCAAAGAGAAAAAAGGGGUUUUAAACAAGAGAUAUUGAAGAAGAUUAGAGAAGCUUGUGAUACUGAUGCUGAAGCUGCUACCAUUGUUGCUGAGGUUUUGUGGGGUUCUUCACCUUGAAAUUAUUUAAUCAAACACGAACAUGAAGAGUAAAGAAAACAAUUGGGUGGGAGGCAUUGGUAUUUUUGGAAUUGGGGUAAUUUUUGUGGAUUAAAUUUAUGUUUAAUUGUGUAUGUAUGUACCAGUUGUUGUAAAGGGGUCCUGAAAUAAAUUCUUAGAUUAUUAUUUUUUCAGAUUACAUUUAGUUAAUUCAAGGCUUGUGUUUUGGUAAUAGAUUUCCGAAAUUUAGUUGGUUUACGAAUAGGAUUUUAAAUUUCAGUUAUAUAUAUAGUUAAACUCAGUCUCUUUUGUCCGAA
Lycium barbarum (goji berry) is the source of this 1647-nucleotide messenger RNA. RefSeq lists its product as uncharacterized. The record is from RefSeq and is a predicted model, not a curated record. Lineage: Eukaryota; Viridiplantae; Streptophyta; Magnoliopsida; Solanales; Solanaceae. The coding region runs from base 95 to 1351 and encodes 418 amino acids. The transcript has 2 exons.